Molecule: messenger RNA, 1387 nt
Organism: Phoenix dactylifera (date palm)
Lineage: Eukaryota; Viridiplantae; Streptophyta; Magnoliopsida; Arecales; Arecaceae
Product: 1-aminocyclopropane-1-carboxylate oxidase 1-like
Source: RefSeq, a predicted model, not a curated record
CAAAAGCCACUUUUUCUGGAUAUCAUAUACCUAGGCAUCAGCUUUCGCAAAAAAAACAUUCUAGUGAAGAAAAAAAAAUCUUCCUAGGAACCAAAUGAGCCCUAAUAAUAAAAACUAUAACAUUCAGACCAACAUGCCACGUUCUAUUGCUUGGGUCCUGUCUUCUAUGUGGACUUGGAGUGCUUGAUGGCCACUAUAAAUGCGGACUGCUAAUGGGUUGUCUAAGUAAUGAGCCAGCUUUAGAGGAUAUGGCAAUUCCAGUUAUAAACCUUAGAGAGCUAGAUGGAGAGAGGAGGACGGAAACGAUGUCGCUCCUCCACGAGGCAUGCGAGAAAUGGGGCUUCUUUUGGGUUGAGAACCAUGGGAUAAAUAAGGCUCUGAUGGAAAAGGUCAAGCGACUAGUGAACUCACACUACGAGGAGUUCUUGAAGCAAAGCUUCUAUGAGUCGGAGUUGGCCAAAGAACUGGGGCCUCUGACCAAGGCGUCGGAGGUCGACUGGCAGAGCACCUACUUCAUUCGGCAUCAGCCAGAAUCCAACGAUGUCAAUGACGUUCCUGGCCAUGAAAUCGAGUUCUGGACACCUUCUUUUGAUUAUUGCAGCAAAGCAAUGGAGGGUUAUAUCAGGCAGCUGAUCGAGCUUGCAGAGAGGCUUGCAGAAGUAAUGAGCGAGAACCUUGGCUUGGAAAAGUGUUACCUGAAGAAGGCAUUCUCGCCGCCCUUCGUGGGGGCGGAGGUGGCCAAGUACCCUCAGUGCCCCCACCCGGAACUAGUGAUGGGGCUUCGUGCCCGCACCGACGCCGGCGGGAUCAGCUUGCUGCUCCAGGACGACAUGGUCCCAGGCCUGGAGUUCUUCAAGGAUGGGAAGUGGGUGCCGAUAACGCCUGCGAAGGACAACAGGAUCUUUGUGAACUUGGGUGAUCAGGUGGAGGUGAUAAGCAAUGGCUUAUACAAGAGUAUUCUGCACCGCGUCGUCGCAGACAAGGACGGAAGCCGGCUAUCCAUCGCUACGUUCUACAACCCCGGAGCCAAUGCGAUAAUUUCUCCGGCUCCAAAGCUCUUGUACCCUGGUGGAUACCGCUUCAAGGACUACCUUGAUUACUAUACUGGCGCUAAAUUCUCAGAUAAAGGAGCCAGGUUUCAGACCAUAAAGGACAUGUUCAAGUGACGAUCGAACUCAAGACUAUCGGCUACUUUCAUGCAGGUAGCUAUAAGGUAUCCUCUCAAGCUUUCGUUGGUGUUGUAAUAACUCUUUAAAAGAGCAAGCUUUUGUCAGGUUAGUCACAUUAGGGGAUUUGCCUAGUUUUAUGACAAAAACUGUUGUAUCUUUGUUUGCGUCUUUCAUCGAUAAAGCAAAACUAAAAAUUUUGUGAAGGAAUGGCAAGGGAA